AUGCAGUCUACGGAAAAGAAUACAAGACAGCCUAAUGAUGUUCCAUGGGUGGAGAAGUAUCGGCCGGUAAAACUCACGGAUAUUGUGGGCAACGAAACAACCAUUGCCCGUUUGACCGCUUUUUCAAACACUGGCAACGUCCCCAACAUUAUCAUCGCCCAUANACCUGGCUGUGGAAAAACAACCAGCAUUCUUUGUUUGGCCCAUGCUCUCAUCGGCGACUCAUACAAGGAAGCAGUGCUAGAGCUUAAUGCUUCUAAUGAUCGGGGUAUUGAUGUGGUACGAAAUAAAAUUAAAAUGUUCGCUCAAAAGAAAGUUACUUUGCCCGAAGGAAGGCAGAAAAUUAUCAUUCUGGAUGAAGCUGACAGUAUGACCGAAGGUGCCCAGCAAGCAUUACGCCGGACUAUGGAAAUCUACUCGCGCACGACCCGGUUCGCUCUGGCCUGUAACGAUUCAUCAAAACUGAUCGAGCCUAUCCAAUCUCGAUGUGCUGUGUUGCGUUACACUCGGCUUACCUCUGUUCAAAUCAUGGCACGUUUGCUUGAAGUCGCGCGUGCCGAGAAUGUUUCGUACACAGACGAGGGUCUGGAAGCGAUUGUGUUCACUGCGGAUGGCGAUAUGCGACAGGCAUUGAACAACCUACAAUCCACUUACCAAGGAUUCGAGAUGGUUACGAGUGAAAACGUGUUUAAGGUUUGUGACGAACCGCAUCCAAUGCUAGUGAAACAACUCUUGGACCAUUGCGUCAAAGGCAGUCUAACCGAAGCGCACAAAAUACUACGACAUCUGUGGACUUUAGGUUAUUCGGCCGAAGAUAUUCUCUCCAUUGUGUUUCGUGUUUUGAAAAAUCAUCCUAUGGAAGAGUAUGUGAAGCUGGAGUUCCUAAAGGUAUGUUGUGUUGUAACCGGACAGACUUAUCUCGAUACUAGAUUAUCGAUGGAUCGCUUUCCAAUAAAUUGUUGUUUAUGCGAAAUGAUUUAUCUGUUAAAGAUACCAUCUUUCCUGAGUCGCUUAAGUGUUCUUCAUCGAACAUCGGAAGUGCAGCAUACUUAG
Echinostoma caproni is the source of this 1053-nucleotide messenger RNA. The record is from the annotation of a GenBank genome assembly. Lineage: Eukaryota; Metazoa; Platyhelminthes; Trematoda; Plagiorchiida; Echinostomatidae.